AAAACUUCAAGUAUCAUAAUUAUAACAAAGAAACUGACAAGUUGUAAUCAAUACAUAUCAUUAGACUAACAAUUAUGAUUAUAGUAUCAACCAAUCAUGUGUUUAUUUUUUGUUUACAUAAACUUCAAGGUUGUUCGACAUUAAAUCUGUGAUUAAUUAUGUCUAUUAAAUACUCUUCAUAACUGAUUCGUUUAUAACCGAAUUUAUGCUGUAUGUUAACAUAUGACAUGCAUAAAUAUUUAUACAGUGAUUCAGUUCAAAUCAGUCUGCAUUCAUUAUUCUAAUGAAUGAUGUUUAACACUACACGACGCUUAUUUCUACUCAUUUCAUUAUCAACAUGCCUUAUAAUUAUCGAAAGUAUUGAACACCAGUCACCUGUGAUCAUAGUUAAUACAUGGCCAUUUUCAAAUGCAACUGAUGCUGGCUGGAGUGUACUCAGUCCAUCUAAUUCUACAGUAUUUGGGACAUCAAUCGACGCUGUUGUUGCUGCAUGUACAAAUGCUGAAGAUGAUCCAAAUAUUCAAAGUGUUGGAUAUGGAUGUUCACCUGAUGAAAAUGGACAUACCUUAUUAGAUGCCAUGGUAAUGGAUGGGAAAACAAUGCAGGCUGGAGCAGUAGCAUCAAUGCCUGAGAUUCGACAAGCAUCUCAAGUAGCUCGCGAGGUUCUAUUCAGUACAAAGCAUACACUGUUAGUAGGACAAUCUGCAGCAGAGUUUGCAAAGUCAAGAGGCUAUCAACCAGCCCCCUUGGAUACUCCUAAAUCUCAUGAUUUGUGGGUAGAAUGGAAAAAACAUAAUUGUCAGCCGAAUUUCCGCAAGCCGGAGGCUUGGAUUCCAGACUCUACAAAAUCUUGUGGACCGUAUCAUCCAAAACAACUAAAAGAUAUCAAUUCGCUCAACCUAAAUGAUCAUACAUCCAAUAAAUUAGAUAUCGAUAAUCAUGAUACAAUCGGUGUGAUUGCACUUGAUGCCUAUGGAUCAAUGGCUGUUGGUACAUCGACAAGUGGAUCAAAGUUUAAAAUUCCUGGACGUGUUGGAGACUCACCUAUUCCUGGAGCUGGUGGUUAUGUUGUUAAUAAUAUUGGUGGUGCUGUAGCCACAGGUGAUGGUGAUCUCAUGAUGCGUUUUCUUUUAAGUUUCCAAGUUGUUGAUUAUCUACGACAGGGGAUUGGUCCAACUGAAGCUUGUAAAAGAGCGUUAAGAAGUGUCAGAUCAAAUGAAAAUUGGUAUGGAGCUGUUGUGGCAUUGACUAGCAAUGGUGAACAUGGAUCUGCAUGUGUUGGUUUUGAUGAUUUCAAAUACAGCGUUCGUGGAUCAUGGCUCGGGAACCAAACUCAAAUAAUUAGUGUGCCGUGUAGCAAAGCAGACGAAAUUUGAACAGCUUUAUUAAUUUAUUAUAAUAAUAAUAAACUGCUAUUCAAGUUACCUAGUGAUUUGCUGCGAUAUAUACAUGUAUGUGCCAUUUUUAUUUAAUGUUAUGUAUUUUAACUUGAAGAAAUUUCUACAGUGUAAUGGGACAGAAAAGAAAACAGGUGUUAAUUUACAAAAUAAUCCUGUAGCAUUCAUGUGUAAAAAUCGCUAUUAAGCUUAAAUUUUUAUUGACAAUAGUCUUUUCUUGUAGUAAGAACGCAAUAUUCAGCGAAGAGACUCUUGUCAACAAAGAAUAUAUUAUCAUGCUGUAUAAUCGCUAUAUAUGGUUUCUAAAAAAAAUUAUAUCCGGUGAGGGAAUUCGAUAAAAGGUGUGAAUACAUGAAAUAAUAAUAGUAGUAGUAUGAAAUG
Messenger RNA from Trichobilharzia regenti, 1778 nucleotides. The record is from the annotation of a GenBank genome assembly. Lineage: Eukaryota; Metazoa; Platyhelminthes; Trematoda; Strigeidida; Schistosomatidae.